UAAAAAAAAAAACACUUUGGUUAGAGAGAGUGCUUGUUGGCACGAUAAAAUUUAGAUUUGUUUUUUUUUUUCUUUUCACUUUUUUGACAAUUGUAUUUAUGAAUUGUCAUUGUGUGUAUAUAAAUACAUACAUGUAAUAUUAAUUAAUCAAUUUAAUAGAGAUUUAAAAAAUUAAAAAAAAAAAACACUUGUAUGUUAUUAAAUGACUUAAGGGUUUAUUAAAAAAUUUUUUUGGAAUUGUUGGUGUGUGUUGAUUGACGUGGCUCCAAAAUAACAAAAAAAAAACCCAUUUUUUUUUCACGUAAAAAAAGUUUUAACUUGUUUUUUAAAUUGUAAUGAUCAAACAAGAGGCUUUUCAUUAAUCAAUUGUCAUCAGUUAUUGUGUGUGUCGUCAAGUAAGCAAUUAAACUAUUUGGAUAUUGGAUAUUUUACUUGAAGAAAAAAAAAGAAAAAUAAUUAUCAAAAAACAUAACCUCAUCUAUAAUUGAUAAAAAAAAAAAAAAUUUACUACAAUUAUUAAAAUAUUAAUUGAUAAAUAAUUAGGUAUUUUUAAUAAAAAAAAAAUAUAAAAUAAAAUGGUGAGAAAAAGGGUAGGUCGAAAACAAUUUGAAUCAAAUGGAUCAAAUAGCCAAGAUGACUUGGAGACAAUUGAUAAUUUUGGAAAAUACACAAGAGAUCGACUUAGAAUAAUGCUGAGGGAACGUGGAUUGUCUAUUGCUGGAAGAAAAGCUGACAUGAUAACUCGACUUGAACAACACACUAUGGAGGGAAAAACAGCAAUUAAAAGAAUAAAAGAAUCAAAUAAUUUAAAUGAUUCAAAUAAAACAAAAGCAAAUGAUGAUAAAUCAAUUAAUAAUAAAGUAAAAAAUGUUAUUGAUGAUGGUGAUAAUAUUGAUUCUGAUAAUUUAACAUUAUGGACACAUCCAAUAACAACAUUAAAUUAUUUCAUCAGAGAAUUAUUAAUUGAUACAAUUAGUUUAGCUAAAAGAACAUUUGAAUAUAAAAAAACAGUAUGGAGUUUAAUAUUUUUCAUUGGGCUAUUUUUAGUAUUAAGAAAUUUAACUGGUCCACAUCAACAGAUAAUUAAAUUAUGGGAAAAUAGUUUAAUAUGGUGGUUUUAUUGGAUUGGUCUUGGUGUAUUAUCAAGUGUUGGUCUUGGUACAGGUCUUCAUACAUUUGUACUUUAUCUUGGACCACAUAUUGCAGCAGUUACAAUGGCUGCAUAUGAAUGUGGUGGUUUAAAUUUUCCAGAACCACCAUAUCCAGAUUCAAUAUCAUGUCCUGAUACAAUUGAUCCAUUAUGGAUUGCUGGAAUAUUUAAUAUUAUGAGAAAAGUUAGAAUUGAAUCAAUGCUAUGGGGUGCUGGUACAGCACUUGGUGAAUUACCACCAUAUUUUAUGGCAAGAGCUGCUAGAAAUAGUACAAAUAAAAAUCAUGAUUAUGAUCAAGAAGAUUUAAAAGAACUUGAAGCACUUGAAGCUAUGGAAAGUGGUGAAAAUGUACCAAUAUUAAUGAGACUUAAACUUGCUAUGAAACAUUUUGUACAAAAAGCUGGAUUUUUUGGUAUUCUUGCAUGUGCAUCAAUACCAAAUCCACUAUUUGAUCUUGCUGGUUUAACAUGUGGACAUUAUAGAAUACCAUUUUGGACAUUUUUUGGUGCAACAUUAAUUGGUAAAGCUAUUGUUAAAAUGCAUAUACAACAACUUGCUGUUAUUAUUGCAUUUAAUGAAGAAUUACUUGAUAAAGUUAUUUCAUUUUUAUCUGUUAUUCCAAUUAUUGGAAAUAAAUUUCAAGGUCCAUUAAAAAAAUAUCUUGUUGAACAAAAACAUAAACUUCAUAAUCCAUCAUCAGUGGAGGGAACAACAAUGAUAUCUUGGCUAUUUGAUAAAUUUGUUAUGAUGAUGGUAUGCUACUUUGUCAUAACAAUAAUUCAUGCACUUGCUCGUAAUCAUCAUCGUAGACGUGCAAAGACAUCAUCAGAUUAAAUUCACAACAACUAGUACAAUUUUUAUUUGAUAUUAUUAUUAAUGAUAAUUAAUUAUUCAUCAUCAUCAUUAUAAUAAUAAUUUGUUUAAAAAAAAAACAUUAAAAUCACAAAUCAAGCCUACCCAAUAAUCAACAUUUAAAAAACUGUAAAUAUGUAAACAAUAUUAUACACGUUCUUUGUUCAUAACUCUUUCAUCGAUGAAAAAAAAUUAUAAUCUUUUGUAACAAUAAGAACAAUGAUUUUUUUUUUUUUUUGCUCAAAUACAGUUAUAUAAUUAAAAUGAACAAAAAGAGAUAUCCACGGGGCCAAAAAAAAAAAAUACGAAAAUUAUUUUCAAUUGAGGACACAAGUGGAUUAUUUAAUGGAGUUUAAUUAAUAAUUAGCAAAAAUAAUAUUAAUAAAUUAAUAAUUACUAC
Molecule: messenger RNA, 2403 nt
Organism: Aphidius gifuensis
Lineage: Eukaryota; Metazoa; Arthropoda; Insecta; Hymenoptera; Braconidae
Product: vacuole membrane protein 1-like
Exons: 5
Coding region: 576-1985 (469 amino acids)
Source: RefSeq, a predicted model, not a curated record